Messenger RNA from Protopolystoma xenopodis, 1179 nucleotides. Lineage: Eukaryota; Metazoa; Platyhelminthes; Monogenea; Polystomatidea; Polystomatidae. The record is from the annotation of a GenBank genome assembly.
AUGCACUUUCAUACGAAAGGAAGGUCUGGUCGUGUAGCUGAACUGGACAGACAUGUUUGGAGAAUGACUCGUGAAGACCCGUUUGCUCUCAGUCGCAUUAGUCUUGUCUCGUGUUGGCGUCUUGGUCGUGUCGUCGUUGAUGUCGAUGCUAUCGAAGAUGUCAAAGAUGUUGAUGAUGUACUCGAGCUUGACGAUUCUGACGAUGUUGACAAUGUCGACGAUGAAGAAGAUGUUGACAAUAUUGUAGGAUUUCGUCUGUCGUUGUGUCCAGUGAACCGGGCAGAUAUGCAACGAACAUUGCAGAAAGCGGACGACAGGAAGAGUCGACUAGAGACAAGACCUCUGCCUGGAAGUGUACGAUUGGGCGGCCGCAAGGGGAAAUGCGUAACAAGAAGACUCCAUUUCAGGUCCGUUUUGGGUUGCGUGGUAGGAGGGACUGGAAGAGUUGGCAGGCAGAUCAAGGAACAUCUUCUCCAUUCCACGUCUGAGGGAGCUGGUCGACCAAACCUCUCAGGGCACACCUUCAAAAUGGCUCAACUUCGGCCUCAUUUGUGGAGGCCCAAUGUUGUCUUGCCUUCCAGCCGCACCAGCUCAAGGCGUAACCUCGUCGGUUGUCGAGACGAGAUUCGUCCUGAAAGCCAUUCAUGCCGAACAACCACAUCGAUUGGUGCUGGAAUGCAACUUUGCGUGACAACAGCCAGCAGGACCAUCGAGACAUUCCACGCGCCUGAAUGCACUUUAACACAGGCAGUCAGUCCAUUCAACAAGUUUUCGGGCGGGGACAGUGACACUUGGCUACAGUUUGUUUAUUUUCACCCAACCAUGACGUGUGGCACCAUCAUGGGGGGUAGAAAUGUCAUAUUUGCCAUUGAUACUACUAUCGACAGCUCAGUAGUAAUGAGGACACUUUUAGGGGAGGACAUGAAAGAUGAUGCUUGUUCAACAACGAGCAAGAGAGAUUGUAAAAGAGCUGGCGAAGAGGAAGUAGCCCUCAAGGGAGUAGUUUGUCUUUCACAGGCAGUUGUGGUGAUGUCAAGAUCUUGUCUCAUUCUGUCCCACCGAAAGAUGGGUUCAGUUUACGAGUUGACUCGUUGCAUCAGUCACUCGCCACCCGCCUCGAUGGACUCGUCUUCGAGGCCUGAAUUGAGGCAGGGAGCUCGUGACCGACCACGGGACUAA